UGCAAAUGAUACAAACAGUGUCAGCUGAGUCGUUGUGAAGAGGCCAACGAGCCCGAUUGGACCUUUUACUACAAAAAUAGGCUAAAAACAUAAACGAACAAUCUUAAAACGAUAAUAAAUUGUUCCAAAUAAACAAAAAAAAUGCCGAUAGAUAAAAACUUGAAGUGCUAAUCAAUAAAUUUGAAUAUUAACUUUCAUUAAUAUGUCCUUACUAACAACCGAGAAUACUGCACUCCUGAGCAAUGACAACUCCAAAUCCAACGGUUACUACAACGGACAUUUCACACAGCAACCAAAGCAACAAAAUGGGUAUUCUCACUACAUCGACGUUUUGGAUAAACCUUUAUAUAAAGGUUAUACACCAGUACUUGCGGAACUAGAUUUUUCCGCUGGACUCUCAUUGCAAGAACUAUUACCUUUCGUUGACGAUCCAUGGUGGCAAAAGCUGAGACGCACACUCUUCUGCACAUGUGUGUUGGUAUUUUGGUUGAUUUUGUUCACCGCCUGCACGCUAGCCUAUAUGCAGCAUGACCAACAGUGCAGCACUAUAAUCCAUGUGGUGCCAAUUACAACAACAACUGCAGCUAGGGCACUUCAAAAAAAUUAAAUUAAUCCAUAUCUCUGGGAGCGAAAAAGUUGAUCAACUUGUAUAAGAAUUUGAGAUGAAUUAUUAACUGCUCAGUGGUGUGCCUUUACCUGUGCAAGAAAUAUGUAAAUCGGGAAACUACAUAUACAUCCUAUAGAUAUUUAUGUACAAAAUUAUUUGCAAAUGUGUAUACAUAUGUCUUUCUUAAAAUAAAAUCGGAGCAAUUAGAACUUUAGAAGAGCUAA
Molecule: messenger RNA, 831 nt
Organism: Rhagoletis zephyria (snowberry fruit fly)
Lineage: Eukaryota; Metazoa; Arthropoda; Insecta; Diptera; Tephritidae
Source: RefSeq, a predicted model, not a curated record